Messenger RNA from Lytechinus pictus (painted urchin), 800 nucleotides. Its product is annotated as small ribosomal subunit protein eS19-like. The coding region runs from base 26 to 469 and encodes 147 amino acids. Gene Ontology annotation, biological process: ribosomal small subunit assembly; translation. The transcript is spliced from 4 exons. NCBI's taxonomy places the organism in Eukaryota, Metazoa, Echinodermata, Echinoidea, Temnopleuroida, Toxopneustidae. Gene Ontology annotation, molecular function: RNA binding; structural constituent of ribosome. The record is from RefSeq and is a predicted model, not a curated record. Gene Ontology annotation, cellular component: ribosome; cytosolic small ribosomal subunit.
UUCGUUGAACUCAACAGACAGCAAGAUGCCAGGCGGAGGUACGACCGUGAAGGACGUUGACCAGCAAGAGUUUGUGGUGGCGCUCGGCGCCUUCUUCAAGAAGUCUGGAAAGAUGAAGGUCCCUGAGUGGGUUGAUAUCGUCAAGACCGGAACCCACAAGGAACUGGCUCCUGUUGAUCCAGACUGGUUCUACACAAGGGCUGCUUCUACUGCCCGUCACCUUUACUACCGUGGUGGAGUAGGAGUCAAUGCUAUUGCCAGGAUCUACGGAGGACGCAUGCGCCGUGGAACUCGCCCAAGCCAUUUCAACAGGGGAUCCACCUCCGUUGCCCGCAAGGUUCUCCAGGCUCUCGAAGGCCUCAACAUCAUUGAGAAAGAAGGCAACUGCGGACGUCGCCUUACUAGCCAAGGACAACGUGACCUUGACAGGAUAGCAGCCCAGGUCAAAUCAAAACAAGGAAGGAAGUAAAGUCACAUGACCGACCAACCUUGUCACAUGACCACCAUGUCAUGUGAUUAACAAGAUCAAAUGAACUCUGACCACAACCCACAUACUCAUGAGUCUCCUUUGACAAUGCUUGAACUGUCAAAUAUCAACUAGUCACCAUUAUAUCAAUGACAUGUUUAUUUGAUAUGAGAUGUUGUCAUGGAUACUCGUGAUGCCCGAUAAACUGACGAUCAUUUUGGAUUGGAUAAGGACCCUAUCACCUACCCACAAACACCGCACAGUCUGUUGAAGAAUUCAGGAACAGAAGGAUUUGUUGAGAAUUUUCAAUAAAUGCAGUCAUUCGUCAAAUGUA